This is a messenger RNA of Patiria miniata (bat star), 718 nucleotides long. Its product is annotated as 39S ribosomal protein L3, mitochondrial-like. Gene Ontology annotation, molecular function: structural constituent of ribosome. The record is from RefSeq and is a predicted model, not a curated record. Gene Ontology annotation, biological process: translation. Gene Ontology annotation, cellular component: ribosome; mitochondrial large ribosomal subunit. The transcript has 6 exons. Bases 1 to 696 code for a protein of 231 amino acids. Lineage: Eukaryota; Metazoa; Echinodermata; Asteroidea; Valvatida; Asterinidae.
AUGGCCUACACAGAUGUGACAGACGUGAAUGUAACGCGGGGAAAUUCUUCUGAGGAGUUCACUGUUUGUGACGGAGCUGUUACCGUCAGCCUAAAGCACCAUCUCCCAUGUGUCUGUUGUUCAUGCACGGAGUCCAUUAGUGCUCGCCUAUCAGUCUCAAUUCCAAUUUGCUUUGCUGUUUAUUCAGGAUCACCACUGUACGCUGCUCAUUUCAGACCGGGCAUGUACGUUGACUGCUGUGGCAGAACAAUCGACAAAGGUUUCCAGGGUGUGAUGAAACGCUGGGGCAUGAAGGGCCAACCGGCCAGCCACGGAGCCACUAAGACACACCGAAAGAUGGGGGCAUCAGGAGGAGAGGGAGAUCCGGGGAGGAUUUGGCCUGGUAAGAAGAUGCCGGGUCACAUGGGCAACAAAAUGAGCUGGACUGUCGGACUUAAGGUCUGGCGAGUCGACACAAAGCACAACAUCCUCUACGUCGCCGGCUCCGUCGCCGGACGCAAGUACGGUUACAUCAAGGUCAUAGACAGCGUACUGCCCAAGAACAAGAAAGUCAAGGCCCCACCGCCGUUUCCCACGUUCUACGAGGACGAGGAACUCGAGGAAGAACUGUACGAUGAGGAAAUGUUCAACUUCAGCGACGCGAGUAUUGAGUACCCAGAGAUGAUGAGGCAGAAAGUUGAGGGUUACGGAUUGUGACUUGUUUGGGAAACCAGAACUA